AUAGUGAAACAGCGACAAGGAUGGAUACACCGGAGCGAAAGCGUCGUUCGUUGAGACCCAUUGCUUUUGCAGCUGUUGCAUUCUCUGCUAUUUCAGUAAUGUGCUGUGUCAUAACUUUGCCUGUUAUCUACAGCCACGUUCAGAGUGUGCAGUCGUUUAUGCAAAACGAAGUUGAUUACUGCAAGGCUAGCAAUUAAAU
This is a messenger RNA of Gongylonema pulchrum, 199 nucleotides long. NCBI's taxonomy places the organism in Eukaryota, Metazoa, Nematoda, Chromadorea, Rhabditida, Gongylonematidae. The record is from the annotation of a GenBank genome assembly.